AUGGCAUCUGUGGUCUAUUUUCUCGACAGCAAGGGCCGUCCGCUGUUGUCCAGGGAUUACAAAGGGGAUAUUCCGGUAUCUGCAGUCGAGCGCUUUCCGUACCUGCUGAUCAAUAACUCUACCAACACCGAGAGCUUUGACGACGGCUCGGCACGGCCUGUGCUUUACGACAAUGGUAUCCACUACAUAUAUUUGAUGCAUAAAAACCUGUUCAUUUUGGCCAUGACUCGCCAUGACACCAACGUCUUCAACAUCAUGUCAUAUUUGCACAAUCUUGUCAAGGUGUUGGAGAGCUAUGUCAAAUCAUUGGAAGAAGAGUCAAUUAGGGACAAUUUCUCUAUAAUAUACGAGCUGCUGGAUGAAAUGAUGGACUUUGGAGUCCCACAGAUCACCGACACCAAGAUCCUCAAAGAAUACAUCACGCAAGAGUCCUUCACGCUCGAGAAUGUUAUUGCCACAGCCACCGGGUCCAAGAGCGGCUCCUUAAUCCACCAGCAGCCAAAACAGCCGCCUGCCACGCUUACAAACUCCGUCAACUGGCGGUCUCCGGGCAUCUUCUAUAAAAAGAACGAGGCAUAUUUGGACGUUGUCGAGUCGAUUGACAUGCUCAUCAAUGCAAAGGGACAGAUGCUGAGCUCCGAGAUCCACGGAGCCAUCAAGCUCAAAUCUUACCUUUCUGGAAUGCCAGAGCUUGUUCUGGGUCUGAACGACCGUUUCCUCAAUAGUGGCCUGAGCUCAAUCAGGGGUGAAACCAGAGACUCCAACAGCACAAAGGGUAUAGAGGUGGAGGACGUCAAGUUCCAUCAAUGUGUGAGACUCUCGAAGUUUGAGUCAGACAAGAUGGUUUCUUUCAUUCCACCUGACGGCGAGUUUGAGCUGAUGAACUACCGUGUCCAUUCGCAUACCUUGAAACCACUAUUCAUGAUUGACUACAAAAUGAAAAACCAUUCCAACACUAGAAUAGAGAUCAUGAUAAAGGUGAAGGCAAACUACAAGAGCAAGAUCAGUGCCAACAGACUAGAGAUCCGCAUUCCAGUCCCCGAGGACGUUGACUCGCCCAAGUUCCAUUAUAACAAGGGCUCCAUCAAAUACAUACCUAGCGAGUCUGUGGUCUUGUGGAAAUUCAAAAGGAUCGACGGUGGCAAGGAGUAUGUGAUGAUCGCAGAGCUCUUGCUUCCAUCCGUCCACGACGCUACUAGCUUGGAAAACUUCAAAAAGAGACCAGUCAACCUCAGGUUUGAGAUGCAAGGAUUUGUGACCAGCGGACUCCAGAUCCGGUACCUGAAGAUUAACGAGCCUAAAUUGAACUACCAGAGCUAUCCAUACGUGCGGUACAUCACACGAAGUGGAGAUAAUUAUAGUGUUCGUGUUAAAUAG
This is a messenger RNA of Ogataea angusta, 1377 nucleotides long. RefSeq lists its product as uncharacterized. Gene Ontology annotation, biological process: vesicle-mediated transport; intracellular protein transport. The transcript has a single exon. Bases 1 to 1377 code for a protein of 458 amino acids. Lineage: Eukaryota; Fungi; Ascomycota; Pichiomycetes; Pichiales; Pichiaceae. The record is from RefSeq and is a predicted model, not a curated record. Gene Ontology annotation, molecular function: clathrin-cargo adaptor activity. Gene Ontology annotation, cellular component: clathrin-coated vesicle; clathrin adaptor complex.